Molecule: messenger RNA, 945 nt
Organism: Panicum virgatum (switchgrass)
Lineage: Eukaryota; Viridiplantae; Streptophyta; Magnoliopsida; Poales; Poaceae
Exons: 2
Coding region: 1-945 (314 amino acids)
Molecular function (GO): DNA binding
Source: RefSeq, a predicted model, not a curated record
AUGGAUUCCACCAUGUCCACCGGAGAGUGGAGUGCCUCUGAGAUCAACAUGGUGAAAUCACUCAUCGCUAGGUUCAAUAGCAACAUUGUCUUAGGUGACAUGAGCAAGAAGCACAGUGACAUUGUCAAUGAGAUCCAGACAAUGUUCCCCAUGAAGGAGAAGCAUCAAGUAAUCCACUUGUAUGUUGAUCUCAUGGUGGAGACGAUGCAAAGCGGCACCGGUGACGGCUCCUACUAUUCCGGGACAACGGGUAGGGAUCUUGUGAACAAUUUUGAAAUUCCUCUGGAGGAUUCCGCCAUGAACAACAUGGGCAUGCUGCUUGGUUAUCCAACAAUGGAGACAGGGGUUAGGAGGGUCGCACAGGAGGUGCUGCGUAGGCAGUCUACUCCUCGGAUGGAGAGGGCACACAACACCAGGUUCUGGACCAAGGCGGAGCACAGGCUAUUCCUUCGUGGUUUGCAAGUAUACGGCCGUGGCAAUUGGAAGAACAUCUCUAGGUACUUCGUCACCACUAGGACACCACUGCAAGUCUCUAGCCAUGCCCAGAAGUACUUUCGAAGGCUGGAGAAUCCUACUCGUAGGCAACGCUAUAGCAUCAACGACGUCGGCCUCUAUGAUACCGAGCCUUUGGCUCAAAAUAAUACCUCCAACUGGGAAGGGUUCAGCUUCGCUGGAGGUGCCUACAACCCAAGCCUCUAUGGUGCUAGUGGCCAGCACGCCACAAUGAACAACCAGGCUCAAGUGCAGUCACACAUCCUUUACCACGCCAACCAAACCAGCACCAGCAACCAAGUAGCCGCUUGGGCUGGUGACCAACAGAUUGGGGCUACUACUUCAUAUGUGGCUCCAGUGAUGGAGGAUGGGGGCUCACAAGCGGCUUGGACUGCUGACCAACUUGGGGAUUUCUUUCAUGACCAAAUGAUGAAUAAUAUGGACAUCUUCUAG